This is a messenger RNA of Odocoileus virginianus texanus, 1591 nucleotides long. Lineage: Eukaryota; Metazoa; Chordata; Mammalia; Artiodactyla; Cervidae. The record is from RefSeq and is a predicted model, not a curated record.
GAGGCGGGAAACAUCUUGGUGGGUGCGGGGUCGUGCAGUUCUCUCGGGCGGCUGGCGGAGAGGUUUCGAAAUGGCGGUGCAGCCGAAGGACACGCUGCAGCUGGAGAGCGCGGCCGAGGUCGGCUUUGUGCGCUUCUUCCAAGGCAUGCCGGAGAAGCCGACCACCACCGUGCGCCUUUUUGACCGGGGUGACUUCUACACCGCGCACCGGGAGGACGCGCUGCUGGCCGCCCGCGAAGUGUUCAAGACCCAGGGGGUGGUCAAGUACAUGGGGCCGGCAGGAGCAAAGACUCUGGAGAGUGUUGUGCUUAGUAAAAUGAAUUUUGAGUCUUUUGUAAAAGAUCUUCUUCUAGUUCGUCAGUACAGAGUUGAAGUUUAUAAGAACAGAGCUGGAAAUAAGGCCUCCAAGGAGAAUGAUUGGUAUUUGGCAUUUAAGGCCUCUCCAGGUAAUCUUUCUCAGUUUGAAGAUAUUCUCUUUGGUAACAACGAUGUGUCCGCUUCCAUUGGUGUUGUGGGUGUUAAAAUGUCUACAGUCGAUGGUCAAAGACAGGUCGGAGUUGGGUAUGUUGACUCCACACAGAGGAAGCUAGGACUGUGUGAGUUCCCCGAUAAUGAUCAGUUCUCCAAUCUGGAGGCUCUCCUGAUUCAGAUUGGACCAAAGGAGUGUGUUAUGCCAGGAGGGGAGACUGCUGGAGACGUGGGAAAACUGAGGCAGGUUAUUCAGAGAGGAGGAAUUUUGAUCACAGAAAGAAAAAGAGCUGACUUUUCCACAAAAGAUAUUUAUCAGGACCUCAACCGGUUGUUGAAAGGCAAAAAGGGAGAACAAAUGAAUAGUGCUGUGUUGCCAGAAAUGGAGAACCAGGUUGCAGUUUCAUCCUUGUCUGCAGUAAUCAAAUUUUUAGAACUCUUAUCAGAUGACUCAAACUUUGGACAGUUUGAACUGACUACUUUUGACUUCAGCCAGUACAUGAAAUUGGAUAUUGCAGCAGUGAGAGCCCUUAACCUUUUCCAGGGUUCUGUUGAAGAUACUUCUGGCUCUCAGUCUCUGGCUGCAUUGCUGAAUAAAUGCAAAACCCCUCAAGGACAAAGACUGGUUAACCAGUGGAUUAAGCAGCCUCUUAUGGACAAGAACAGAAUAGAAGAGAGAUUAAAUUUGGUAGAAGCUUUUGUAGAAGAUGCAGAAUUGAGGCAGAGUUUACAAGAAGAUUUACUUCGUCGAUUUCCAGAUCUUAACCGACUUGCCAAGAAAUUUCAAAGACAAGCAGCAAAUUUACAAGAUUGUUACCGACUCUAUCAGGGUAUAAAUCAACUCCCUAAUGUUAUUCAGGCUUUGGAAAAAUAUGAAGGAAAACAUCAGGCAUUGUUGCUGGCAGUUUUUGUGACUCCUCUUAUUGACCUUCGUUCUGACUUCUCCAAGUUUCAGGAAAUGAUAGAAACAACUUUAGAUAUGGAUCAGGUAUGCAGUAUACUCUUUAAAACAGGCACCAAAAUAAUUUUGAAAAGCAAAAGCACAUCAGAAAACGUCUCCAGAUUUCUCUUAUUAGUGUUGAAUUGUAGCACUUGCAGGGCACUUUUGAAACAGUGGAUGUAA